This is a messenger RNA of Sphaerodactylus townsendi, 3572 nucleotides long. RefSeq names its product metallophosphoesterase 1 (gene MPPE1). Bases 468 to 1667 code for a protein of 399 amino acids. NCBI's taxonomy places the organism in Eukaryota, Metazoa, Chordata, Lepidosauria, Squamata, Sphaerodactylidae. Gene Ontology annotation, cellular component: endoplasmic reticulum-Golgi intermediate compartment. Gene Ontology annotation, molecular function: phosphoric diester hydrolase activity. The transcript is spliced from 10 exons. The record is from RefSeq and is a predicted model, not a curated record. Gene Ontology annotation, biological process: endoplasmic reticulum to Golgi vesicle-mediated transport; GPI anchor biosynthetic process.
GAGUUUGGCUUUUUCCUCGGGCGCCUCCUGCGCUUUCGGUGGCGCUCGUCCUCCUGGGGUGAGGGCGGGCCGGCCGGAGGUGGCGUCUGGGCUGGCUGGACACAGGACAGGGUCUGACUUCCAUCAUUGGUGUUUUUUCUCGGGCUUCCCGAAGUCGGGCCUUACCUGGCCUGGCCGUCUCUUGGAGCCUUCCGGCAGGCCACGGCCCCGCGUUGCCCGCCCCCUUCCCCGAGAGCUGCAGAGGGGUCAGUGUUUAUUUGAGGGGAGGGGAUCCGGAGGGGUUGCGUGAGCCUCUCUCCCGGUUGCUGCUGCGCGGCCACGAUCCGCAGCCUUUCGCCUCCUAGAACAUCGCAUUUGUAUUGGAAGCGCUUCAGGGUUUCCAGUUGAAAUGAAGAAACGUACAUUUGUCCUAACAGUCUGAAUUGGUGAAUCAUAAUGCCAUCUAUGGGGAAACAGGAUCACCUGAUAUGGCAUUUCCACGCUUUAGCAUUGUGAGCAAGCUCUUUUUGAGGAAAAGAGUCUCACUUACCCUGAAACUGUUAUGUGUUAUUCUCUCUGUCCUUGUCUUCUGUGAAUUUUUAAUUUAUUACAUAGUUAUAAUUCAGUGUCACUGGCCACAAGUCAAAACUGAGACUCCAGAGGGCAGUGAACAGACUUCAGCCUCUGUCUUGAAGGUUGUGUUUUUAUCUGAUACUCACUUGCUUGGUGAAAUCCAAGGACAUUGGUUGGACAAGCUAAGGAGAGAAUGGCAAAUGGAAAGAGCCUUCCAAACUGCCCUAUGGCUGCUGCAACCGGAAGUUGUUUUUAUUUUAGGUGAUAUCUUUGAUGAAGGGAAAUGGAGUUCUUCUCAGGCCUGGUCAGAUGAUGUAAGACGCUUUCAGAACAUGUUUAGGCAUCCAGCCCACAUUGAGCUAAUUGUGAUUGUUGGCAACCAUGACAUCGGCUUUCAUUAUGAAAUGACUGCGUUCAAGUUAAAGCGCUUUUCACAAGUUUUCAACUUCACCUCAGAAAAGCUGGUAACUCGGAAAGGGAUAAAUUUUGUCCUGGUGAACAGUGUCGCAAUGGAGGGAGACGGAUGCAAAAUCUGCAGGACGGCAGAGGCAAAACUUGUGGAGCUCUCUCACAGACUGAACUGCUCAUUGCAGGAGCAAAGUCAGCAUCAAAAGAAGUGCAGCAAUGUGGACAAACUUCCACCUUCAUUUCCAAUACUAUUACAGCACUAUCCUCUUUACAGAAGAAGUGACUCUCAAUGUACAGGAGAAGAUGCUGCACCACUGGAUAAAAGGAAUGACCCUUUCAAAGAGAAGUAUGAUGUGCUUUCUGAGGAAGCUUCCCAAAAGUUAUUAUGGUGGUUCCAGCCUCGGCUAAUUCUGAGUGGUCACACCCACAGUGCCUGUGAAGUGUUGCAUCAUGGGAAAAUUCCAGAAAUCAGCGUUCCGUCGUUCAGUUGGAGGAACAGAAACAAUCCCAGUUUCAUCAUGGGCAGCAUGACAUCGACAGAUUUCUCCCUCUACAAAUGCUUUCUUCCAUUUGAGAACACAGUUGUUGCUGUCUACUGUGCAGCUGGAGCUAUGCUGGUCCUCCUUAUAACAGCUCACUUUCAAUCAUGCCUCAGCUUCCCUUUCUCAUUUGUUCAGCAUUUAAUCACUAAGCAUAAAGCAGUAUGAAGAGCUGGACAUUUGUAAUCGGUUACUGACACAUCAAAGCUAAAGAACAGUCCAUCAGACUACAUUCAUGCCAGCAAAUGCAUACUUGAGUUGCUAGCCCAAAAGGCAAGGUCGCCUUUACACACAGAAAGUCUUAUACAGUUGAUAUGACUUUUUUUUCUACAGGAUUAAAUUAACCGAAUGCUUCAUGCUGUACAAAAAUAUUGUAUUCUACAAUCAAAUGAGUUAUUUUUUUCUUGCUAAAGUUUUUUUGUAUCAAACAUGUAUAUUAAAAGUUUGUAACUGUACACUAUAAGUCUACAAGCCUCCUCUUGUGUCUGCACUAGUGUCCUAUGCUGCUAGAGGCUUAGUCUUUCUAACUGGAAACAAUUCUAAAGUGUUAUUGCUGCGUGACCAUCUAAUGUGGUACUUCUCUUCCUUGAUGUCAGCAAUACAAGAUGUAGAGUUACUUUACAGUAAGAUGUUGCAAACAAAAGGCUCUUGUUUGGGAGAAGUAACUUACUGGCCUCAGAUGAGUCACCUUGCUUAUGUUCAAUAUAAAGUAGUUUUAGAUGAUAUUUGUGUGUUGUCUACUUGACAAUCAUUCAAAACCCCUGGCUAGCUGGCUUGCAAACUAAUGGCAAACCAGGCAGAAAAGUGAGGACAAGCCUUUUGAGCUAUCUUGGUAGUUGUGUGUAGUCUGUGCACAUCCCAUUGACUUAUGUCAAGAGUUCUGCUUGGAUGUCUUCCUCAGAAUAGAAUGUUAGCAGCUGUUCUUCUACCCCAGCAUGGUUCAUAGAGAGUUUAAAAACAAUAAGAGCACCCUGUACUUCAGAUAGGAUUCUAAGGAAUUGCUCAUGGGGAGAACCUAAGGAUGUCCACCCUAAUUCUAAACAUUCUGAAGCAAAAGGAAGUCCCCACUGAGUCCAGUGGCAUUUUUAAGUAUUGCACUUAUGUGCAAAAGUUUAGCUACAACUUUCAGUCCUUAACUCAGUCUCGAGGCUGAGUUUUAAAGGUGUCCCAAGUGCUUAGGGUAUGGGUGAACCAAUGCAACAUCAUACAACCACUGCUGACAGUUACAUCCUUUGGAUGUAGUCCAAGUUUUUGAAUUUGGGAAGGGAGGAAAUGGCAUAUAAGCAGAGGUCCCCCCAUAACUGUUUUGAAUUACGUUCUCCUACUUUCAGCAGGCAACAGUUUUUUUUCCUGUAUCUUCAGGAGGAAGUAUAGAAAAAUGUUUAUUUCUGUAACAGUGACAACUCUGACCCUUCAAAAUAAGAAUUCCUCUCAAACAUUCUGGGAACAUGCUUGGUUAUCCUUACUGAAACACCACAGAAUAUGUCCAACUAGCAGUUUCAGAGUGGGACUAAAAUGUUGAGGAAUUUCAGAAAAUACAGUACCCAGAAAGAUUACUAAUUCCUCUUUAAAUCUGCAACCACAACAUGUCUGUCCAAUUUUCUGGGGGCGAGGGGGAGAGAAAAGGUUUAUGUAAAGAACAAACAUGCUGUUGUUAUAAAUAUCUGUUUAGGUUGUGUGGUUGAAAAUAUUUCCAGGAACAAUUUGUCUUUAAAUUUAAAGGAUGAAUAUAAUCUAAGUGAUUAAAUCAUCUACAAAGUUAUGUAGGCUAACGCUUCUAAAUUUGUUAUUGCAGCUAUAAUUUUAAAACUUUUGUACAGGUUAUCUUGGACACAGGGAAGUAUGUACUCAGACAUAACACCUAUGUAUAAAAUAUAAAGCAAUGUUAUAUUUAGAGGAGGACAUGCCUUAUUGCUACAGCAGUUCUUGCUUUUAUAUUGUACUGUACCACAACUUAUUAUGUGAAUGUCAUUUGCAUAAAUUAUUCAAGUUUGAGAAAUAUCCACACAUUGUGAUUUUACAAUAUUUAAAAUAAACCAUUUUCUAAGGUCUCUUUAUUAAGAGAAAUAAAAA